AGAGGAGAUGCUGUGAGCGCGAGACCCGAGCAUCUUUCAGUCACACGAUCCGGGAAAGAAAAAAAAAAAGCACGCAUCUUUCCGUCAAAGCCCGUAUCCGCUACACACCGCAUCCUCCUCCUCCUCCUCUCCGGACUUUACUGACAUACCUAACCCCAAAGCACUCGAGGCUACGUUCAUGCAAGAGCCAAGGAGCGCUUCAGACGCAGCAUUUUUUGUUUUUCCUCCUUUGCUUUGUCAUUAUUUAUUCGACACAUUUCUUGUCUAAUCCAUUUUUUUUUUUGGACUAACCAUCCUUUCCAUGAGGACAGCAUCAUUACUUGAUCAGUAAUAAGAGGGAAUAAGAGUGCACCGUUUCCAGCCUGGCAGAACUCCAUCCUUCUGAUCCCUCAGUCUUCAUGUGAAUCCUUUAACCGCGCAUCGUUUUGCAAGCGCGGCUCAGUGUGCGCAGUGUUUUUGAAGGAGCUGAUAGAACAUCUGUAUCACACGACUCAGACCGGCGCGCCCGCAGAUCAAACACCGCUCUGCUUUUAUCCCGGGCUCAGAUUUGGCGCACAGGAUCGGUUUGGACACGCUUCGCCUGGUGCGACGGAGAAGCGCGGCGGAGUAUCGGCGUCCGUGAGAAAAUGAUGGCCGGCGGGGCAGUGCAGCAAAACGGCAUAUUCUCCAACCCGCACCACCACAAUCAGCAGCCGCACAUGGAGUCGGACCCGCCGGAUUCCCGCAAGAGACCGCUGGAGACGCCGACCGAGGCGAGCAGCACCAAGCGCACCAACACGGGGGAAGAAGGCGAGUACUUCUUGAAGGUGCUGAUUCCCAGCUACGCUGCAGGCUCUAUUAUUGGCAAGGGAGGCCAGACCAUUGUGCAGCUACAGAAAGAGACAGGUGCCACCAUCAAGCUGUCCAAAUCCAAAGACUUCUACCCAGGAACGACUGAGCGAGUGUGUUUGAUCCAGGGUACUGUGGAGGCCCUUAACAGUGUCCACGAUUUCAUAGCUGAGAAGGUCCGGGAGAUGCCUCAGAGCGCUGCCAAAACAGAGCCAGUCAGCAUACUUCAGCCACAGACCACGGUCAACCCUGACCGCAUCAAACAGGCCAAGCUGAUUGUGCCCAACAGUACAGCAGGGCUGAUCAUCGGUAAAGGUGGUGCUACGGUGAAGGCAGUUAUGGAGCAGUCAGGUGCAUGGGUUCAGCUUUCACAGAAACCUGAAGGUAUCAACUUGCAAGAGCGUGUUGUCACCAUCAGUGGUGAACCUGAGCAGAACCGCAAGGCUGUGGAGAUAAUAGUACAGAAAAUCCAGGAGGAUCCUCAAAGCAGCAGCUGCCUUAACAUCAGCUACUCCAAUGUCACAGGCCCUGUGGCCAACUCCAACCCAACAGGCUCACCGUAUGCUAACUCGGCAGAGGUGAUGCCCGCUGCAGCUGCUGCAGCUGCCGCCACAGCCUCCAGCCUCUUGGGGCAGGCCAGUCUGGCAGGAGUGGGUGCCUUUCCUGCUGCUGCCAUGUCCAGCUUCUCAGGAAAUGACCUCCUGGCCAUCACGUCAGCUCUUAACACAUUGGCUAGCUAUGGAUAUAACACCAAUUCCCUGGGUCUGGGGCUCAAUCCGGCUGCUGCCUCAGGGGUCCUAGCAGCUGUGGCAGCCAGUGCAAACCCUGCUGCCGCUGCGGCAGCCAACCUGCUGGCCUCCUAUGCCAAUGACGCCUCCACCAGUACCGGCCACCCUGCCACCGGUCUGGGAGGAUUUACACUGGGCUCACUGGCUGCUGCCACUGGAGCUACCAACGGGUACCUGAGUGCGGCUUCCCCACUAGUAGCGAGUUCAUUAUUGGCCACCGAGAAGCUGGCUGAGGGUGCAAAGGAUGUAGUGGAGAUUGCCGUACCUGAGAACUUGGUGGGAGCUAUCUUGGGCAAAGGUGGCAAGACGCUCGUGGAAUACCAGGAACUGACGGGAGCCCGAAUCCAGAUCUCGAAAAAGGGAGAGUUUGUUCCUGGCACUAGGAACAGAAAAGUCACCAUCACAGGAUCACCCGCUGCCACACAGGCAGCCCAGUAUCUCAUCAGUCAGCGAAUCACAUACGAGCAGGGUGUGAGGGCCACCAAUCCGCAGAAGGUGGGCUAAAACAGGGAGAAAGAAGGAGUGGGGGAUGGAUGGAAAGAUACAGAGAAAGAGAAAGGAGGGCAAAUUUUCAAAGGAAAUCAUCCACUACGUGCUAUGUGCAUAUUUCAGUAUUAAAAAAAGAAGGAAAAUAGUCCACCUUGCAAGAAAAGGAAUGAGUAAAAUAUGAAAACCAAGAAAAAAAAACAUGUAAAAUGUAUAUAUGGGUUUAUUUCUUAAGUUUUCAUCUUUCAGGAUUUUUUAUUGGUUGAAAAUUUGGUUUAGCUUUUUCAGUUUUUCUUUUUUGAGGGUUUUUUUUUGGACAGUGGUGAAUGGUAUUUCAGACUGGCAUGCUUGCUGCCACUCCCAGCAGGUGGUGGGGUUGGGGGAGAACAGGGUGGAGCAGUUGGACUUAAGCCAACCUGGAAUCAGCCCUAUACCCAUUGCCAGUCCCUUCUUAGCUGACAAGAUUAUUAUUAUUAUUAUUAUUAUUAUUAUUAUUAUUAUUAUUAUUAUUUCAUUUUAUUUUUAACUCAUACCCUCCUUAUAAAUGGGCCUGAUGAGACAACAAACAAGUGCUUGAGUUUUAGACUUAGGGCAAAUUCCCCUAUGUGGUCAGUGGUACUCCAUGCCACCCUACCUACUGUCCAAGUCCUCAUAAGUCCCAACCAGCCCAAUCCCUGCAGGGCAGGCUGGGAUUAGGGGCAUGAGGGGAACCUGAUUAAGGUCUCUCCAUCUAGCUACAGUACUAGCUAAAAACCUGGAGUUCUCUUUAAACCAGGUGCAUGCCAUGCAAUCUUAUUACAAACUUAGCUAGCAUAAGGAAAGUUUAUAGAUCUGGUUGGGGACACAGGCCAAGCAAAAUGCACCUACUUGGGUCAAGUUGGUACCAGAGCAAAGAGAUAAUGUGGUGAUAUGCAUCUGGUAUUAAUCUAAAUACUAUUAUUUUUAGUAGUAGUUCUACUCUUAUUAAAAAAUCCUCACCAUUGAUAUUAUUUAUUAAUAUAAUUUCACCCAUCAGGAUUGAGGUGUUUUAAUUUUUUUAAUUAAUCUGUGAAUUCAGGUUGACAUGAAUGUAAAGACAAUAUUUUGGAUUUAGUUUUUUAUUUAAGUGAAUUGAAUAGUAUGUCACAGUGUAAUAUAUGUCUUAUUUAAAGUCCAGUGACAACUGCACCGUCGGCACCAUCAGAGAGAAUAGGAGCAGGUAUAAUGUACUGUACGUUAAAAUUAAUACAUGGAACACACACGCACACACACACACACACACACACACACACACAUAGGCACAUACAUGAAAAAGGGAACCACAUCUGACUUAAGGGUAGACAAAUCAUUGAAAGUAGACAAUUCACGUAUAUACAUGUCUAAUUAUAAAAAAUAAAAAAAGGUAGGCUAUUGCACAAGUUCAAGGGAGUGUACCGAUAACAAGAACAAACUUAUUCAUGAGAUCAAAUCCCUUAUGUCUUGAAAUCCCAUAUCCAAAAAUGUCCUCUUUUCUUUUUCAGAAAAUGUGGUGCAAUUAUAUAUUUAAUUUCAGCAAGCUAAUUGACAACAUAUACUCAAGUCAGUUGUCACUGGCUAUGGACAAAUUGUGUAGAUGUAUCAUAUAUCAAGCAGAAAUAUGUCUCUUUGUGGACACAUACUACUGAACAACUACAAACAUGAACAAAACUUUAGUUCUGAUGAGCACAGGGAUGCUAUUUAUUAAGUAAUUGCCCUAUUAAUGACUAUGAUUUCAUGGUGGCAAGGAGAUUAAAAAACAAAAACAUCUUUUCAUUCUUCUGAUUUUUUCAACUUGAUUAUGGGUUGAGAUAUUAGCUAUCCAUGUCCUAUACGGCGGGUUCCAUUAGUUUGGGACACUCUUUUGAACUUCAAAAACCUCUCUGUACUCAUCAGAACUACCUAUGUGCUGCUAAACAGUCCAAUAGACAUGCAUACUUUUGUUGUUAGAAUACACUGAAUUUCGUCUUAAUGCACUGUGAAGUGUGGAGGCCAUGCUUGAAGGCCCAGAAGUCAAGGUUCUAUGUCAGCAAAAAAAAUAAUAAUAACAAAAAAAGCAUAUUGGAAGGUGGAAUUAUUCAAGAAGUGUAGGGUGUCAGAAGAAAACAGCUUAGGACCGACUGGUUUGCUACACACAGAAAAGAUCUAACUGAUGAUGAAGAACCACUUUCUUUGGGUAUCAUAUUGCUACUAUAUCAGACUUUCAGUUCCCAGCCUUCCUCAAAAUUACCGCAGCAUUCAUGGUGCCUGCUCCCAUAUUAAUGCUGAUGAUGGGAAGAAAAUUCCACAUCCAGCUUAAAUGACCCAUGGUCGUUUGUGGUUUCAUUCCAAAAAUUUAAUUGAAGUUCAUCUAAAAGGAGAUUUUCAAGCAUUUCAAAAUGACCUUUCACUUUACCAGUAGCCUGGAGGAACAAAAGAAGCAGAACAAAAAAAUAUGAGACCCAGAGCAGAAUCUAGACAGCAGUGUGCUCUCUCUCUUCACUGACUAAACAUACAAUUGUCUUCCUCUCAAUUUCUCAAUUUGGAACACCAGGGAGAGUAAAUCUGAACCGAUUGGUAAGGAGACUUCUUUAUUCCCAUCUAACACCAUCAACCUUUCCUCACCACUUCUCAACCCCUCUUUACUUCCGUGCACCUCCCAUUUUGAUACAUCAACCCAGAGUCCCCCUUCUCUCACAUCUCUCCAUGGGUGGCAAUGUCUGGUGCUAAAGUGCAUGUUUGCUUGCCCUUUCACAAAACAGUGACUCCACAGAAGAGAAGAUGUGACCUAGGUGUUGCUGUGUAGAGAGGAAAUGCUUGCACUAGACUCCGAUGCAGGUCCACGUUUUGAAAAAGAGACUGUGUGUAGCGCCCUAGUAGGAAGAUAUGUUGGUUUUACUGAUGAGGGGUAAAUGCAGUUAGCAUGAAGCCUUUAGGAGAAACUAUGACUUCAGCCAACAAGGAAAUAGUUUCGCAUCUUGUUAAACACACUAAUGACGCUAGUUACUAAUUAUGCUAGCGGCUGCAGUAGACAGUAGUAUUAAUGUAUUUUCCAAAUAACUGAAGGCAAUGACAGUUUGUGGCUGCCAUAUUUUCUGUAAAGAGCGGCGAAAGUUGAAAAAACUAGAGUGCCUCCGCAUUUUAGAGUGCAUAUGCGUCCCACACGUAAAAUGAUAUACAUGUGUACAAACACACCAGACUCAUGUCACACACCCUGAACACCACAACAAACACAUGUAAGCGCACUUACACAGACACUGACAUUUUUGCAGGAAAAAAGAGGAUAAUGAAGAUUCAUUAAUUACAGAGAAAUUUGUUUCGUAACAUUAAGAAAAGCAAAAUAUUACUGUGAAAUUUUAAUGUGAACAUUAAGAACAGGUGCCAUUAUAGUGUGCCUAGGAGCAGCUUCCUGUUUGCGUUUUGUUUUCCUUUAUUUCAGUACUUAAAAUGCAUAUUAGUGGGGGUGGGGGGGGGCGUCUGCAUUUUUCUGUUGUUAGUAACUGGGGAACUAGAUAAAAUGUGAUCAGUACUGGAAGCAAUAUACGUAGUAGCAUGUCGUCCUGUCUCGUCUUUUAUUCUGUCUGUGUAGGAGCUUUCGAUUUACCUAGGUGUUGAGUAGGUUUGCAUAUUUAAUAUUUUUUAAGUUGUGAAGAUGCUGCUAUUGAAUAAGUGACGUACUAAAAUUUAAGAUAAACAUAUCUGGUCAGUCGUUAGCGAGGUGUGCUAGUUCUAAGAGGUGUAAUAAAUGCUACAUGAUAAGAUAAUUGCUAUAUUAAACAGAAUACAUGAACGUGCCAAAAUAGACGAUUACAGAUUCAGCAACUGUAAAUGUGUGAUUGAAACACCAUUAGCUACAAGCAGACUUACUUUUAUAAGUUAAAAAAUAAUGUGAAAAGUGCCAAACAAACCACAAUUAAGGUAUAACUAGCAAAGUGGCCGUUUUUAAAACUAGUAGGAGAAAAAUAGAUGUUAGUGCUAUUAAGUUAAAGGUUUUCGGCCCCUCAUGAACUAAUACAAGAGGAACGUGUAAUGAGGGAAUCAUCUUGCUCACCUGACAAAUGCAUAUAGUGCCAUGUGGCCAUUAAUGCUACAUUACUGGGGCUAGAAGACUGCCGUAGACUUAGGCUAGCAUGAGUUUAAUACGUUAUCAGCAUUCUUAAUACAGCCUUUUCUAGUUCUGAAAAUGUAUUUUGUGACAAUAGAUGUUAUCUUUUUUUGCACGUCUAUAUUGCAUGAUAUCAAAAAAAGUAACGUGUGGAUUUAAAAAAAACAAGAAACGAAAAUCAUACAAAAAAAGAGAAAACAUUAGGCAAUGUGCAUUCAUUUUGAGAACAAAUCUUUGCAUGCCAACACUAAGAGCAUUGGAAUUUUCUUUUACACACUCUGACCUGUCUUUUAGUUCUGCGAAGACAAAACUGAAAAGUUUUCUUGUCCAUCUGCAGGAACCAAAAUCAUUCAUACAUAAUCAUUGUGCAUUUCUUUUUGUUUGCAGUUUUGAAGUAUAACAAUAUUUCAAGAGAAAAAUGUCCAGAUGUGGUUGUGACCUUUAAGCUAGCAAAAGCAACCUAAUUAAAAUUGGGUUUAAAACUAUUGUUUUCUUUCUCACUAAAACUGAGGUCUUGUCCUUGAAUGUACUCACCACUGCAUAACUUUGCAUAUCACUUUCAGUCAUGACUUUUAAAGCAUGAUGUGUUUUUGUAUAUUGUGUGCCAAUACUAACAUCUUUAAGGCUACAUUACGCACAGUGCUUUCUUCUGUUUUUGCCACAUUAUAACUCACAUUAUGCUCAAACCCAUGAUUUUGAUGAUACGCACUUUAUAAGCCUUUUUCGCCCAAAUUCGAAAUGACAGUGAAUGAGUUAUGAAAACGUAUCACCUGAGCCCUCUGUCUCUGCUGUUCAGAUUUUGUGACUUCCAAACCCCAAAAGCUAUUCUGCUAAGUCAGUGUUUUAUAUGACAGGCUAGCCGCUAAUCUCUGGCUAUCUCCAUUAGUAAAUGAUAAAUGAUGAAUAAUUGAUGAGCAUUUUGAGUUUAUUGUCAAGGUGCCACAAAGAGAAUGCCACUCUUUACACAUAAAACAUGUUCAAUUAUCCAAGCAAGCUAGCUUAUACAAAUUUACAGAAAUUGGAGAUGCAUCUUAUUGAUUUUUUGAGAUUUGAAAACCAAAUAAGAAGGGACACGUUCCAAAAACUGCAAAACUUUUCUAUUAAGUCCAUACCAAUGUAUGUACCGUAUAUAUAUAUCAGUGAUCACUGAUUGCACUGCAUUCAGCCAUGCUUUGGUUAAGGCACUUUGUAGAGUAUGACUGAGGGUUUUCUCUGUCUCAAUGCUUUUAGCAGCUUUACUGUACGUGUGGACAUGUUGUGGCACUUCUCUGUUGGUGCUCUUGCACAAACGAGGCUCAUGUUUUGUCUCAUGUUACUAAGUUCGGCGGCUUUGUCACAGGCAGUAGAGUAAAGAUUAAUGCAAAUUUUUUAUGAGUUAUUCAAUGUUGAGAAGGUCAUUGCUGUUAAUACAGGCUUAUUGCUAGAGCAUUGCACUUUUCCAACUCCAAUCUGGCCCCACCUGACCCUCUAAACAAAACCUGGGGUCACUCUUAUGCUUGUAACCAUCAGAAAGCACCAGCAACGUUAGAACACAUUUGUCAUAUCACUGUUCUUUUCUCUCUUUUUUUUUAAUUUACCUGUUUUUGUUUGUAUGACACUCUCUAACCUAGACCAAGUAUAACAAAAAUGUCAUUCAUAUGUAUCCUGUUUACUCUCCCUUUCCCCCUUUUGCACUUUUCACUGCCCCCCUUUUUCCAACCACUACCCACACUUCUGCCGAACCUCUCCCUCACACCCUCCCAGACUUUCUCCUGAGUGCCAAAUGACAACAGUACCAUUCCAAACGUUUUGAGUUCUCUUGUAUGUUGGACAUCCAUCGGACGCACCCAUGAAGCCAGCAUGUUACUCCAUAACAUGAUGUCAGUCAUGAUGCCGCAACAUUACCCCAAAAAAAAUGCAACCAGUAAAAAAGCGAGAUCUGGAAUAACACGGUAAAAGGCUGGCUACCUCUCAUAAACUGCUUUUCCUAAUUCUCUGCCAUCUCUUCAACCUCCAGGACAUCACUGAUUGUGUGCCAUAAUGUUGGGAGCACUUGUCACUCUCCUCACCCCCAAGUCUCUCCAUUUGAGUUUUUUCGAUGGGAAACAUUAAAACAACAACAAAAAAAAUUCAUUUCGAUGACAGCUUUUUUUCUUUAACAUAGAAACAUGCUCAGAAAAAAAAGCUGAGGAGUGUAAACGUCAGCUGCGCAGUCAUCUUCUGUCUUCUGAACUUUGAACUUUUCACCCCUCAUGAACUUUAUUGACCUUCUUCCUUCCCUUCUGUGUUCAUCAACUGUUUGGACUUAAAAUCUCCAUUCCAUCUCCAAAUCUUUUAGAGACUGUGCAAUUAUAGUUGAUAUGAUUGGAUUUCUUUCUUUCUUUCUUUCUUUUUUGUUAAACUCAUCAUUGGGGACAAUUCUCAGAGAUAAAGAAUAAAAGCAAAAGAAAAACAAAACAAAAAAAAUCUAAAAAAAAAAAAAAAUCCCAAUUGCUUCUCCACAGCUUAAUUUUCUCUUUUCAUUGUAAAUAUUUUUUGUCAGAUUUUGUUGAACUGUAACCAGAAGAGCGUUCAACAGAAUGGGGCUGGCAGCAUAAAAUCGGUUUUGUGGAGUGCUUUAAGUGGCAUAGGAUAGACAUCAAGAUAAAUUAGUUGGAUAUUAAUGAAGCAUGCUAUAGCAACAUCCAUAAUCCUUAUUGUAGAAGGGACAGUUUACAUAGACUAGUGAAAGAAAUGAAUUGAAUUUUAAAAUAAUGUACGCACGUGCAAAAAUAUUUUAUUCUUGCUUUCAAUCAUUAAUUAUAGCAGCUGCUUUGAAAGAGUUAAUUUAAUCAUUUAAUAACAGAUAUCCUGUCCAUUUAACAGUCACAUUCUUGCUAUGAUUCAAGCUUUACAUGUGUAUCACAUUUAGCUAGUUUGUGGUUUAUCAUCUAUGAAAACUGCUUUGCAUAUCUCAUAACAAGUUACUGUUCACAUCAGUCCAUAUCAAAUCAAAGCAUUUCUCACAUUUAAAACUCAUAGUCAACAUGUUUUGUGCUACUAACGGUUACUCGACAUUGACUGACCAGGGUUCACUUUCGAAUUGAUAGUCGUUGUACAUAUCAGAGCUCAGUGUACGUAUCAGCUGUGUUGAGUGUAAACUGUGUCCAUUAGAUGUGUUUGAUAGGAGCAUGAGUUCUCACGUGUCCUGUUUCCCUGCAGGAAGAAAGACUGAUCAUUUUCAUGAGUCAUAACCGAGCUUCGUGCUCCACAUCUAAUGUUUCUAUGCUGCCAGCUUUCUUUUCUGAUAACCCUUCAUGAACUUAUUUAUUUUCAAACUACUCUACAUUAUUAAUAAAUGACAACAACUAGAAAAAGGGGAAUGACUGGAAAGAUGAAUUGCUGUUUUGUUUUUAGUAUUUUAGUGGUUUAUUUUAACACCAUUCAUUAACUGACUUAAAGAAAAGUAUUGAAUAUUUAAUGUAAUUGUAGCAUUGUGUUUGUAAAAAUAGUGAGUUGUGUUUCUUGACUUGUGGUUUACCAGUGAAGUCAGCAAUUUAGUGCUAAUAUAUAUUAAGUCGUUUUUUAAAGAUUUUUUUUUUUCCGACAGCAACAACAGUCAUUAUAAAUGUUCAUUUUAGCAUCACCUGUCUUCUGUUGUCUUAUUCUUCACCUCCCACUACACUCAAACUCAUCAAGUAACACAUUGCAAGUUUGUGCCUGAAACCAUGUGCUCGGUCUUGGAGGGACCAUGAUGCAUGACUGUGUGUGUGUGUGUGUGUGUGUGAGAGAGAGAGAGAGAGAGAGAGAGAGAGAGAGAGAGAGAGAGAAUGGAUGAGACUGGCAGGCUUGGAUGGAUGGAUGGAUGGAUGGAUGUUCUGUCCUCUGUUCACAAAAGCUAAAAUCUGUAGGGUUUCCAUUUACCAAUGGAACCUGCUGAUGUUAUAGCUGAAACCCAUCCUGUGAGCCUAGUUGAUUUUGAUCGUCCAUAACCUCCCGUUUCCCGACCACUCUCCACCACUACCUUCUCCCCUCCAAGUCAUUCCCUGCCACACACUCCACACCAUGUGAUGUUCUCAUCGAUAACAUAUUACUCAACCAAAUCCACCUUAACACUGUUCCCAUGAGGAGGUGGUUGCUAGUCAGCCUCCCUCCCCUCAUAAUUCGCCACCAUCUUUUAUCUCCUGCUGGGGCCAGGUCCAAACUGACAAUUAAAAAAAAAGAAAAAAAAGUAAUAAAAAAAAAGAAAGUAAAAUCCAGAGCAGUGAUUCUCAGGGUGUCUACGUUGAUCUACCUUAUUUUGUGAUUUGACAGAAUCACAAUCCAGCUCUCCCUCAUGCUUUCUAAGGAGCCCAAAGACAAUUACAAUGUAUGAUUGCUUAUCAAGUUUUCGAGUGAUAAGACUGAUAUGCACCCGUCUAAAGGAGCGAAGCAAAAUGCUGUAAUGUUUACAACCUUACCGAGACCAACGCUGUUGAAAGAAUGUGUAGAAAUUAAAAGCAGUUCUUUAAUAAUGAAAAAAAAAUUUCCAAAAUGACUUCGUUUUAAAUGAUUAUU
Molecule: messenger RNA, 10695 nt
Organism: Neoarius graeffei (lesser salmon catfish)
Lineage: Eukaryota; Metazoa; Chordata; Actinopteri; Siluriformes; Ariidae
Gene: nova2
Product: NOVA alternative splicing regulator 2
Exons: 4
Coding region: 627-2120 (497 amino acids)
Biological process (GO): regulation of alternative mRNA splicing, via spliceosome; mRNA splicing, via spliceosome
Cellular component (GO): cytoplasm; nucleus
Molecular function (GO): mRNA binding
Source: RefSeq, a predicted model, not a curated record